Molecule: messenger RNA, 1179 nt
Organism: Fusarium vanettenii 77-13-4
Lineage: Eukaryota; Fungi; Ascomycota; Sordariomycetes; Hypocreales; Nectriaceae
Exons: 4
Coding region: 1-1179 (392 amino acids)
Source: RefSeq, a predicted model, not a curated record
AUGGACAGCAUCAAAUCCAAGCCAGCUCCAGAGCUGGAACUCCCAUCGUCUACAAAAACAGUCCGCGUCAGGGCUAUCGACACGACGACACGUAUGGCCUGUGAUGCCUACGCAUUUGUGCAGCCACAGAUCCAAGGCCAUGAGAAGCUCAACUUCAAGACGAUGUGUUUCUUGAUCGAGCACGAGGGUGAGCAUAUUCUCUUCGACUGCGGUUCUCGAAAAGACUUCUGGAAUGGCUCGCCGCACACGCAGAGCAUGAUUGGUGGCCACGUGCCGGCCGUGGAGAUUGAGUACGGUGUAGAUGAGAUCCUCACUAUGCAAGGAUUCGGCCUUCAGGACCUGAAGGCCAUCGUCUGGAGCCACUGGCACUGGGACCAUAUCGGUGACGGAUCCAAGUUCCCGGCUGGGACUGACAUUGUUGUUGGACCUGGAUUCACCAAGAAUUUCGUCCCCGGUUGGCCAGAGAAUCCCAAGAGUCCAGUACUCACAAGCGACUUACAAGGCCACCGUAUUCACGAACCAGAGUUUUCACUGACUGUCGCGGGCUUCCCGGCCGUUGACUACUUUGGUGAUGGUUCAUUCUACCUCCUUGAUGUCCCUGGCCACGCAAUUGGACAUAUUUGCGGACUGGCACGUACGACCCCAGAAACGUUUGUGUUUAUGGGAGGUGACUGCUGUCACUACGCUGGCAUGUUCCGUCCAACCGAGUACCUACCACUACCACGAGACAUUUCUACCCCUGCACUGGACUCAUAUUAUCCAUCUCCGUGUCCCUGCUCUGCCUUUACGCAGCAUCACCCAAAGGCCACGGGGACAGAAGCGCGCACCAACCCGUUUUAUGACGUGUCUCGCGCUGCAGGAAGUGCCUACAGCUUUGGCGAUGAGGCGCAAAAGAGCCUUAACAAACUCCAGCUUUUGGAUGCACACAGUGGCAUUUUUGUCUGCCUGGCUCAUGACGACGUUCUUUUCGACGUCCUCCCUCUCUUUAACGAUGACACGACCAAAGACAUCAACGAUUGGCAGAAGAGAGGACUCAAGGAGUACUGUCGGUGGGCUUUUCUCAAUGAGCUCCCCAAGGGCAAGAAGCCCGGCCGUGAGCCUUUGGUUGUUGGUCUGUGGCGGCAGGGCAAGCAGGUCACAUGGGACAAGGACAAAGGUUUUGUAGAUGUCGAUGUGUAA